This is a messenger RNA of Erythranthe guttata (spotted monkey flower), 1329 nucleotides long. Its product is annotated as polygalacturonase inhibitor. Lineage: Eukaryota; Viridiplantae; Streptophyta; Magnoliopsida; Lamiales; Phrymaceae. The record is from RefSeq and is a predicted model, not a curated record. Gene Ontology annotation, molecular function: protein binding.
UGAAUUUGACACUUUAAAGGUGGACGUGUACGAAGAUUCAUAUAAGUUAUUAUGCCGACAAAAAAUAAACGUGUAUUAAUUUGGCAAGAUCUUUUGUCCAUAUAGCACUUAAAAGAAGUAAAGAACAACACGCAAAACCUUCACCUAUAUAUAGUUGACUAAACCGAAAUCAAAUCUCAUAAUACCAUUUGCAAGGAAAAAAAGAUGAUUCCCUCAAAACUUGGCACACUCUGUUUCUUCUUCCUUUUCAUACAUCUCUCUCACUCAGCCACAGAGAGAUGCAAUCGAAAUGACAAAAAAGUCCUCCUACAAAUCAAGAAAUCCCUAAACAACCCCUACCACUUAGCCUCAUGGGAUCCCAAAACCGACUGCUGUGACUGGUACGUGGUCGAAUGUGACCCCACCACCAACCGCAUCGUCCAAUUCAACCUCUUCUCCGGCAACAUCUCCGGCCAAAUUCCGGCCACCAUCGGAGACCUCCCCUUUCUCGAAACCCUAGUCUUCCGGAAGCUAACCAAUCUCACCGGAACAAUCCCACAAUCCAUCACCAAACUCACUAACCUCAAAAUCCUCAGGCUAAGCUACACUAAUCUCUCGGGGGCAAUUCCGUCAUUUCUCAGCCAACUCGAGAACCUCACCUUUCUCGACUUAUCGUUCAAUAAUCUCACCGGAGAAAUUCCCCCGUCGCUCUCGCUGCUCAAAAACCUCGACGCUCUCCACUUGGACCGGAACAAGCUCACCGGAAAAAUCCCCGACUCGAUCGGAAAGUUCGCCGGAAAAACGCCGGAUCUUUACUUCUCCCACAACCAGCUCACCGGAGCUGUCCCGAGAUCAUUGGGUGACUUAAACUUCACCGUGCUGGAUUUUUCAAGAAACAAGCUUGAAGGCGAUGCGUCUUUCUUGUUUGGCGAAAACAAGACUGUACAGAUCGUCGAUUUGUCGAGGAAUAUGUUGGAGUUUGAUCUGACAAAGGUUGAGUUUCCGGCGAGUUUGAGUUCGUUGGAUGUGAACCAUAAUAGGAUCACGGGAAACUUGCCGGACGAGUUGACUCAGUUGAAUAUGCAGUAUUUGAAUGUGAGUUAUAAUAGGCUUUGUGGAAAGAUUCCAAUUGGUGGGGAUUUGCAGAGCUUUGAUAGUUAUUCUUAUUUCCAUAACAAAUGCUUGUGCGGUUCUCCAUUACCCUCCUGCAAUUGAUUUUUAUUCAAACAUUUAUUUCUAAUAUGCAGUAUUUAUGUUAUUGAAACAUAAAAUUGUUGCUAAUGUAAUAGUUUGAUGCACAUUGUUGAAUAAAAAUCAGUAUUCCCAAUAAUAUCCCUAGUUGGGCUAACU